AUGUCCUGGUCUGGCUUCAAAAAAGCCAUCAAUAGAGCGGGCAAUCAAGUGUUGCUCAAAGCAGGACAAAUUGAUGAAACCGUCGAUUUGGAGUUCGAUUACGAAGAGAAGCGUUACCGUGCCAUGGAAAAAUCAUCCGAAAAGCUUUACAAGGAGCUUCGGCGGUAUAAGGAAACGCUUGGCUCGUUGGCCACGGCGCAACUGAAUGUCAGUGACGUUCUUGCCGGCUUCUACGGCGUUGAUGCUAAGAGCGUUGCCAAAGAGUACCAGCAGGCGACAAAGACGAUUUCGUCCGAAACUCUUGAAAGUUUGAACCAACCUUUUUUCCAAACAGUGCUCAACCCAAUUGACCGCUUCAACUCAUACUACGUCGACAUGAACGAGGCAAUCAAGAAGAGAGCCCACAAAAAAUUAGAUUACGACUCUCUUCGAAACAAGGUCCGCAAAUUGUCCGAUAAUCCCGAAGCUGAUCCGGCUCUGGAACUCAAAUUGAAGGAUACCAAGGCACAGCUUGCACUGGCUGAAGAAGUGUACAAAAGGCUCAAUGGCCAGUUGAAGUCCGAACUUCCUCGCUUGAUGGAUCUUCGUAUCUCAUAUCUCAAUCCGCUGUUUGAGGCAUUUGUUAAAUUGCAACUCCGGUACUUUAGUGAAAACCAUAAGCAUUUGAACGAGGUGCAAAAGAAGUUGGAUGCCAAGACAAAAGCGGAUUAUAAAAGCGGGAAGUUGGAAAAGCGGCUUGAUGAUAUCCUCGGCAAAGUGAAAGAGCUUAACAUUGCCAGUUAA
Molecule: messenger RNA, 783 nt
Organism: Candidozyma haemuli
Lineage: Eukaryota; Fungi; Ascomycota; Pichiomycetes; Serinales; Metschnikowiaceae
Gene: RVS162
Product: Rvs162p
Exons: 1
Coding region: 1-783 (260 amino acids)
Biological process (GO): endocytosis; plasma membrane tubulation; actin cortical patch localization
Cellular component (GO): mating projection tip; actin cortical patch; Rvs161p-Rvs167p complex
Molecular function (GO): protein domain specific binding; lipid binding
Source: RefSeq, a predicted model, not a curated record